This is a messenger RNA of Stegastes partitus (bicolor damselfish), 393 nucleotides long. RefSeq names its product major histocompatibility complex class I-related gene protein-like. The coding region runs from base 1 to 393 and encodes 130 amino acids. The record is from RefSeq and is a predicted model, not a curated record. The transcript has 3 exons. Gene Ontology annotation, cellular component: external side of plasma membrane. Gene Ontology annotation, biological process: immune response. Lineage: Eukaryota; Metazoa; Chordata; Actinopteri; Pomacentridae.
AUGGAUCAGGUUUGUGAGAGCAGAGGUCAGCUGUUAAUAAUUGCCUGUAUUGCUCUGAUUUAUUGUCGUCUCUUUCUCUGUAUCUCAGGUGUCCACAUUGUUCAGAGGAUGUAUGGCUGUGAAUGGGAUGAUGAGGCUGGAGAGGUUACUGGUUUUAAUCACUUUGGUUAUGAUGGAGAAGACUACCUAGUACUUGACCUGAAGACAGAUACAUGGAUCGCCCCAAAACGACAGGCUUUAAUAAUCAAAAUGAAAUGGGACCAUGAGAGAUCUCUUUAUCAAAAGGACAAGGACUACAUCACCCAGGAAUGUCCUCAGUGGCUGAAGAAGUAUGUGAACUACGGGAGGAGCUCUCUGAUGAGAAAAGUUCACUCUGAGGAUGUGGAGCUUUGA